Coccinella septempunctata (seven-spotted ladybird) is the source of this 2967-nucleotide messenger RNA. RefSeq names its product dual specificity protein phosphatase 22. Bases 112 to 1086 code for a protein of 324 amino acids. Gene Ontology annotation, cellular component: cytosol. Gene Ontology annotation, molecular function: protein tyrosine/serine/threonine phosphatase activity. Gene Ontology annotation, biological process: protein dephosphorylation. The transcript has 7 exons. The record is from RefSeq and is a predicted model, not a curated record. Lineage: Eukaryota; Metazoa; Arthropoda; Insecta; Coleoptera; Coccinellidae.
GUGUGAACAAAUGUUUUGUUUCAGAAAAAUCAUAUUCACUCCAACUUAGUUAUCAUAACUCACUAUUGCAUCUUUAAACGAGUUAGGAACGUCACAUUUAGAUAAUCUGACAUGUUCGCAAAUUUUCUCUCGUUUGCAGGAACAGAAAUUCCGAAUUUCGAAUUCGGUGCUUCGAAGGUGCUGCCGGGUUUAUAUGUGGGAAAUUAUAGAGACUCCAAAGAUGCAAAUCAAUUGAACAAAAACAAAAUCACCCACAUCCUAGCAAUACAUGACACAGCCAGAAGAAUACAUUCGGAUAAACAUUAUCUCUGUGUAAUGGCAUCAGAUUCGCCCGACCAAAAUCUAGCACAAUAUUUCUCCCUCUGCAACGAUUUCAUCCACGCUGCAAGGUUACGUGGAGGAAACGUACUUAUACACUGCCUUGCUGGCAUGUCCAGAAGCGUCACAGUAGCUGUGGCCUACAUCAUGACUGUGACGAAUCUGAACUGGAAAGAAGCCUUGAAGGUUGUCAAAGCAGGUAGAUCAGUUGCCAAUCCAAACCUAGGAUUCCAGAAGCAGUUACAAGAAUUUGAAUCACUGAGGGUAGGCGAGGAAAGAAGAAGGCUCAAGGAAAGGUAUCCGAGUUUAGCCUUAGUCAAGGGUGAUCGAGAGCAAUGCAUGCUGAUGUUGGAAAACUACGAGGAGCUUCUGCAAUCUCGAUCGAUUUGCGAAGGUCGAUGUGCCUUGGGAGAAGAAUGCCCCACAGGACUCUGUCGGUCAACUCCGCAGAGAAAGAGAUCUAGCCGUAAUUCCGUCCGGUCGAAGUCAGAAAUUAGUAGAAGUCCGAGCACAACGAGCAAUAAAAGCACGACCAGCACAUCUACCAACACAUCGCGACCCAGAUCGGGCCCCCCAGGUCUUAGGAGUUAUACCGGCUCAACUCCACCGUCUAGAUCUGGAUCCCGUGUGGACAUAUCUUCUUUAGGAGGUUCGGGUUCUCGAACAACACCUUCUACACCGCAAGGAAGCCCUCCAAUAUCGCCGAAAAGAUCUCUCAGAAAACCCAUAUCGGUACCACUAGCCCUACAUGAAGAUGAGGACUUAUAGCACACAGCAGUCAAUAGUAAUUCAAGGCAAUAUUCUAGCGUUGAUUCUAGACGUAAUUAAAUCAGAAACUCUUUCUUCUUUCUCGAUGAAGUACAAAUUUUAUGGGAAAAUGUGAGACUUGGUAUUCAUUUCAAAAUUCCUUCAUUUAAUCUGAACUUAUCAUUAUAGGAACAAAGUAUGCGCAAACGAGCAUUUUGGUGAGGUGGAUACCUCAAAUCUUAUGGAGUGGCAAAUUAAUCAGUCCAGUCUGUUCAUUUAGGCGGUAUAUGAAAGGGACAAAUUGUUUGAAAGUGUCGAACUAUUACACAUUUAUUUUACACUCACAUUUUCUCAUAGGCAUCCCAAAGACCUUGAUUUUCAACAUUGACUGCGGUACUUUAACUGCCCUAUAACCUUUAAGUCACAUCCUAUUUCAAGAAAUCCAAACGUUUUAGUAAUUUUGAAAUGAAAGGAGGAAGAGCAUAUUUUUUAUAAAACCUUACAAAAUAAAAAAGCAAUAAGUGAGGAUUAUGAGGAAAUAUUCAAUUAUCAUUCAUUGCAAAUAAUUAAAGGUGUCCGAUCGAUUGAAUUUUUGUGGAGCAUCUUUGGUUAUUAUUUACACCGUGAAAUUGAAAAAUGCAAAAGUGUGAUGUUUUGUAUUUUAGAUCGUUUUAUUGAAGAUCUCAAUACAAUGUAUUCAGAAAACAUAUAAUAUCUAGCUGAACUUUUUGCAAUAUCCCGCAAUGGGAAAGAAAUAUGGAGAAAUGGGUCAACUCUUUACGAACUUUUAAAACUUCUCUUUCACUAAAAAUGGUUUUUUGAAGACUUUGCCGAUGAAUAAAUUGACAUAUUUGAAGAAGGAUCUUUAUUGACAGGGUGGAUCAUUUCUUCAUAUAUUCUUUUUUCACUUCGCAGGUUAUUUUCACCGGAAAAUUUUAAAUUUGACACAUUGUGAAUAUUGAUCUCAUUGUAGAUUUAGUAGCAUUAGAAUGGUAGUUUUCUCCCAGAAGGUUUAUUUAAUUACAGUUAUAUUGUAUUUCUGUGGAAAUAUUUGAACGAAAAAUUUUCAUGAUUUUGUAGUGGUUGAGAUCGAAAUUUUGACCCAGGAUUCGAUGUUUUUUGGUUGAGAUAGGUACACUAUUACCUAAGUAUAGGUAUUGUGAAGAGCAUAUUUCCUGCGAAUUUCAAAAAAGUGCGUCCAUCAUGACUUGUAUAUAAAAUUCGAAUAUCUCGAAACGUGCAUGAAGGUAUGAAAUAGAAAACCUAGGAAAAAAUUUGUGAAAUUCUACAAGGAAAAUUAUCGAAUGCAUUAUACACGAAAUCAUGGAAAUAAGUAAUUGGUAAUGGGUUCCUUUAUAAUUUAUAUCCAUUAUGUAAUUCAUUGAUAGUUUGUAGCUAUAGCAUAUCUUAGGAAAUUAAGUGCUUUUAAUCACCUAUAUGAUAUUCAUCCAAUGUAGUAAUAAACCAAUUUAUGUAAAUUAUAUCAACAUAGGAAGAAUAGGUACAAUAUAAAAAUAUGAAGAAUUUCUUCUCUGCGAAAAAAAGGAAACUUCAAUCUUCAAUGUCAAUGAACCGUCAUUAAUCAUAUAAGUUCAUCUAGGAAUUGAUUAAUUAUUAUUAUCCUUAUACGCCUGAAAGCCAGUUAAUCGAUAAAUUGGCAGGGAGGACAGUCUGAAAGUUUUCACAGCAGGUUGUGAAUAUAUUUCGGUUAGAUAGUAACGGACUGAAAUGAGAAUGAAUUCUUUGUUGUACAUUCGAACAGUGCUCAAAUACCAUUAAAAUUGAACAUUUUGAGAAAAGAAAUAGAGAUAUUUAUUAUACAUAUAAGAUAUCGUUUUAAGCGCUGGACGCUUUUUUAUAUUUCGAUAAAAUUUAAUAGUUGAUAAUAUAUACGAGAACAUA